UGACAUGCUUAUGCUUGAGAAUCAAUUGCCUAUGUUGGUUCUUCAUACCUUAGUUGAGAUUGAGAGUGAUGGCCAACCCCAGGAGGAUGAUGAAUUAUUGAACAAGCAAAUGCUAAGAUUCCUGUCCCCAACGACAGCCAUAAGGGGUAAAAUGGGAAAAUGCAUGCAUGCAUUGGACGUAUACAGAAAGGGCCUUGUCAUGCAAGGACCAACCCACCCAACACGUAUCGUAAAAUCCACAACCCAUAGAAACUGCUGCUACAGGUGGUUCACGGCGGACUCCGAGUACAGCACCACCGAUGAGAUCAUCCGCUCUGCCACCGAGCUCCAUGAAGCCGGCAUUUGGUUUAGGAAAUCAAGCAGUCACAGCCUUCAAGACGUCUCUUUCGACCGCGGCAUACUUCGACUGCCGACCAUGGUGGUCGACGACACCACCGAACCCAUGUUCCUUAAUCUCAUGGCGUUCGAGCGACUCCAUGUUGGAGCAGGCAACGAGGUAACAUCAUAUGUGUUCUUCAUUGACACUAUAAUUGACGAUGAGAUAGACGUUGCCUUGCUCCACAGGAGAGGGAUCCUAGUGAAUGCCUUAGGGUGUCACAAGGACGUGGCCAAGCUCUUCAACUCGCUGUCCAAGGACAUCACUGCGGACCGCCAAGGGGUUCUGGACGUGGUGCAGAUGAGCUUGAGCAACUACUGCAAGAAGCCAUGGAACAAGUGGCGCGCCAAUCUCAUCCACACCUACUUCCGAAACCCCUGGGCUAUGAUCUCACUUGUUGCCGCCAUCCUCCUAUUUGCACUCACCAUUGUUCAAACAGUGUAUGCUAUUCUUGAUUUUUACCGAAGUAACAAUGGUGAUGGCUCCCCCCCAGCUACUAAGCCACCUAGGCUACCAAGGCUAAGCUCUUAUCCAGACUACUACUUUACUCCCUAGUGAAUCUUCUCCGUUAAUUCAUGUAAAUCAUCUUGUUUUUUAUUUAUUUUUUCAUGUUUUCUCCUUAUUAUUACUUGUGUGAUAUUGUUUCAUUAAUUAACGUAGUCAUGCAUAUAGAGCACUUUAUUUUAAUGAACACUGUUCUUUUAAUUUGGAAUAAUAAGAACAGGA
Arachis stenosperma is the source of this 1102-nucleotide messenger RNA. RefSeq names its product UPF0481 protein At3g47200-like. The record is from RefSeq and is a predicted model, not a curated record. The coding region runs from base 5 to 931 and encodes 308 amino acids. The transcript is spliced from 3 exons. Lineage: Eukaryota; Viridiplantae; Streptophyta; Magnoliopsida; Fabales; Fabaceae.